AAUCUGGCGGGGUUGGCGUAUGGAAAUACGGUGGGACUGUGAGAAUCCCAUCCUUCCCAAAAGGAUCACCUUCUUCGUUAAUCGGCAGUGAAAGUGCCGAUGAAUCUUUAGAUGAGUCCGAGUCAUCACAAUUCGAAGAAUUACUAGAAAAUUUACAUCUAUCAAGUGAAGUAGCUCUUGAGGAAUCAAAAGUGUUGACUGCACUCACUUUCCUCUUUGACCAUUUUGCGAUUGGGCUUUUACAAGCUUAUCUCACUGAGACUAACGAACUUGAUGAUUUUCCUUUGAAUACAAUGGUUAUUGAUAUAGUACUCAGAAAGGCUGUUAAAGAUCUUUCAGGACUGCUUAUUUCUCAAGGAAACCAGCUUGGUAUCUUUUUGAAGAACAUGUUAAAGGGCAAUGGCAAACCGUUACUGAAGAAUGAAUUCCUACAAUCCAUUUCAAAAUAUAUAAAACAAAGAUCCGAUUUUUUAUCGAAUGAUUUCUCGAAGUUUUGCGUAUGUGGUGGCAAGGGUAAAAGCAUGUGGAAUAAUAUUAAUUACUCAUGUGAGAAAACAAAUGUGUUGGAUUUUCAACAAAAGCAAGUUGAGGUAAACUUAAACACCAGUCUUUGUAUUAUUUCCUCAAUAGUUUUCUUUUGAUACAAUUAAAACUUGUCAGCAUUUAAUAUUUCCUGAUUUUCGUUUUUUUUCUCCUUUUCUUUUUUAAAGAAACUUUUCUUCAAGGGUGGGAAAUAUGCAGUUCAACAGACGCUCACUUGAACUUAGUAAUGACAAUGGGUUAAACAGUGUUUCGAAACGACAGUUGGGUUAAACAGUGUUUCGAAACGACAGUUGGGUUAAACAGGGUUUCGAAACGACUGUUGGGUUAAACAGGGUUUCGAAACGACUGUUGGGUUAAACAGGGUUUCGAAACGACUGUUGGGUUAAACAAUGGUUUCAAAACACUGUUGGGUUAAAACAGUGUUUUGUGGAGAAAACAGUGGUUCUUUUUUUCCAAACAGUAGUUUGACUUUGGUCAAACAGCGUUUCAACUUUGGUCAAACAGUGUUUUAACUUUGGUCAAACAGACUUUUGAACCACUAAGAAUCAUAUUUUUGCAAACAGUGGUUCGACUUUGGUCAAACAGGUUAAACAGUGGUUUGACUAAGAAUCACCACUUUGGUGGGGUGGUAGAAGCUUUGUGCCUCUUGAUGAGAGACCAGGGUUCAAUUCCUGACAUUGGGUAAAAUUUGGUGUGAUUUAAGAGUAGUGUUAUGUAGCCUUUGCCAUUCAAAAAAAAAAAGUUAAUUAUCAUAAUUUUUGGUAGAUCACAAGACAUGUAAUAUGUUAUACUUUUUGUAUGAUAUGUAUUAAUAAUAAAUAGUUUUUAAUAUAAAAAAAUUUCUCGA
Helianthus annuus (common sunflower) is the source of this 1390-nucleotide messenger RNA. Its product is annotated as kinesin-like protein KIN-14F. The record is from RefSeq and is a predicted model, not a curated record. Bases 294 to 641 code for a protein of 115 amino acids. The transcript has 3 exons. Lineage: Eukaryota; Viridiplantae; Streptophyta; Magnoliopsida; Asterales; Asteraceae.